Messenger RNA from Plasmodium coatneyi, 801 nucleotides. RefSeq lists its product as uncharacterized. The transcript is spliced from 2 exons. Bases 1 to 801 code for a protein of 266 amino acids. NCBI's taxonomy places the organism in Eukaryota, Apicomplexa, Aconoidasida, Haemosporida, Plasmodiidae. The record is from RefSeq and is a predicted model, not a curated record.
AUGAAGAAAAUUGAUACAAAUAAUAGCAGAUCUGAUAAGUUUAAUGUACAGUGUAAGCGCAUAGUUAAAAGAUUUUUUACUAAAGCUUCAGCGACUUUUACGAAUGGUCACAUCUCGCCAAAAUCAAGGAGGUUCCUAUUCCUUACAGAAAUUUUUAAGGUUACUGUAUUAUUAUGGAUAAUCUACUACUUCAGCAGUUCGGUUGCCACUGUUGAAAUAUGGAGUACCAAGGAAAAUCACAACAGUGAUUGGCCAAUUUUGAAGCCCAAUAGUAGAUUGCUAAGUAAAGAAGAAAUUGAAAUUAAGGAAAAUCAUGGAUACUCAAGAAAAAAUAUUUCCGAUUUGUUGGAGUUAGACGAAGAGACCAUUGAAGAACAAUAUAAAUCAUUGUUAUCGGAAGGUUUUAACAAGAAUAGCCUUAAAUGGAAAAUAUUUGGGAAGUACACACCCCAAGUAAGAAAAUUUGCUUACGAAAUAAAUAAAAAGAUUGAUUUAGAAUUAAUGCGUGCCUUAAAAUCAGAUUGUUAUUAUGAAGGAGAUAAUUUGGAUUCUGUAAGAGGAUCCAAAAUUAAGCGGUUGAAAUCGUUCUUGUGUAAGCAUAAAAUAUUUGCUCCUCACGUCGUUAUUUUUUUGGGAGCAAUUUUGGCUGCAUCCUUCAAAGAACCCAUUUCUGCUGUUUUGUUAGUCAUUUUACUGUUCAUAUUAAUAGUAAUUUUCUUCAAGAAAAUACGGAAAUGGAUCUACAUUAUGGAGAUGCACAGAAAAUCAAGGAAUAUGUAUCUUGGUUUUAUGGACUAUUAG